CUUGUUGCUAUUCAGUGCUCAUUUCUCUACUGUACAAACAGGUAUAAAUACUAUCGGAGAUCUGUACACAUUACUAUUCAGUAGAGGCUUUAAUAUGAGUGACUAAUUAAUAAAGAUUUCUAUAAAAUUUUCAGACACUUGUUUGUAUUAGAGGAAUGUACAGCUGAUGGUGUGCUAUUGUAUUCUACAGGUUGGAAGAAUAUUAAAAGUAAUAUUCUACGGAUUUUGAGCAAAAUUAUCAUGGAGAGAACGUUCUUCUGAGAGUUUCUACUUAGAAGAAAAAGCCAAUUAAACAAGUACGAUGGUUGCACAAAAUCUCUGAUGAGAAUAAUAUAUAAGUGAACUAUUAAAGAGGAAAACAGUUAUAUUGAAUUCUAUGCGACGAUCUCUUCACUCAAAAUACUGUGACAAUUAAGUCGUAUAUACACUACAAUGCAUUACGAGGAUUUAGUUGUACUGCAAAACAGCAGUCAUAGUUCAGAUUUAUACAGCAGUGUAAGUGAUACCAACCUCACAUGUGAAUAUGGGUAUUUUUCCCGUGACGUCAGCAUACUUUGGGAAGUUGUUCUAAGUCCGAUUGUCACAUUGAUGACAGUUUGUACCAAUCUAUUUGUGAUAUGUAUAUUUACCAGUAAAGUCCUACGGUCGCCAACAACAAUCAUUUUGAUUGGUUUAGCUGUAUCGGACUCGAUGUCGUCACUAUUUGCUAACGUUUUACAUCCGUAUUUUUACUUUACAAGUGAUAAUGUCAAUAAAGUACUUCCAUAUCCUUUAUGCUCGGUAUAUAUGCUGCUUCAGAACCUGGGAGUUUCCUUUCAUACAGUGUCCGUAUAUCUGACCGCAUUUCUAGGCAUACAAAAGUUUAGCAUUGUGGCUUUUCCUUUCCGGUCUAGGAGAAUUUUUACAAAAACAAUGUCGUACUGGGCUACAGUUAUUAUAUACAUAGUUGGAUUUGCAAUAUUCUCUCCGAAUUAUGUAGUCUUCGAGUUUUCCCGCGCCGCAGAUGUCGAUUCAUCGAGCUGUAAAGACUAUACAAAAGACCCAGACUACUGCUUGUUUCGCCAUGCCUCUUGGUUGAGCGGUGGAACAUUGAAACAUUAUCAUAUGUACUAUUAUAUGACAAGAUGUAUUGUUAUCCAGAUUAUACCAUGUUUUGUUAUAACAUUUUCUACUAUAUAUUUAGUUCGAAGUUUAGUAAGUAAUAAAGUGUCUAUGGCAACAGCAGAACAACAUCGGCGGAAGCGUCGGUUGACAAUAAUGAUAACAUUAAUUGUUGGAAUAUUCCUAAUUGUCGAGUUACCUGGGGCCAUAUUUUUCGCCUUCGACUUUCACAGAUUUCUGACCGACCAGAUUGUUAUUCCGGAGGAUAUUGAUCAUUUAUCCGUCCGUAUUCACAACUUCCUGUUGUGUCUUGGUUAUGCCUGUAAUUUUUGGAUAUAUUUUGCCUUAAGUGAUCAGUUCAGGACACAGAUAAGGAAAAGUCUACGACGUUUACAUAUAACAAAGACAACAAAUACGACAAGAGUUAUAGUAACAAGAUCGUAUUAAAUUUAUGACACUGGAAGCAAACAUAGUUACGUGUAUGCCACUAAUGAAAAGCCAUGCUUUAUCGUCAAACCUUAAACUACAUUUGAAAUGGAAAAUUUACUUUAUGUUGUCAAACAAUAAGGGUUGUAAGGACGUCAAUAAAGGCCAACUUUAAGAAAAUAAAACAUCUUCACUAUCUGAGCUUUAGCUUAUAAUAACGAACAGCAUUUACUUUUGUAGAUACAGACAUAACUUUUACUUAGAUUAAACUACGUCAUUUAGACUUUGUUGGCUUAGGGUCCUAUCAUGCAAUAUGGGAUACGUGGUUGCAUGGGUGUUUCAUAA
Molecule: messenger RNA, 1872 nt
Organism: Mytilus trossulus (common blue mussel)
Lineage: Eukaryota; Metazoa; Mollusca; Bivalvia; Mytilida; Mytilidae
Product: P2Y purinoceptor 4-like
Exons: 2
Coding region: 433-1548 (371 amino acids)
Biological process (GO): G protein-coupled receptor signaling pathway
Cellular component (GO): membrane
Molecular function (GO): G protein-coupled peptide receptor activity
Source: RefSeq, a predicted model, not a curated record